Molecule: messenger RNA, 1735 nt
Organism: Cynocephalus volans (Philippine flying lemur)
Lineage: Eukaryota; Metazoa; Chordata; Mammalia; Dermoptera; Cynocephalidae
Gene: TFAP2A
Product: transcription factor AP-2 alpha
Exons: 7
Coding region: 29-1348 (439 amino acids)
Biological process (GO): anatomical structure development; regulation of transcription by RNA polymerase II; regulation of cell population proliferation
Cellular component (GO): nucleus
Molecular function (GO): RNA polymerase II transcription regulatory region sequence-specific DNA binding; DNA-binding transcription factor activity, RNA polymerase II-specific
Source: RefSeq, a predicted model, not a curated record
AGAGGGGCAAAGCCGUUCACGCCGAUCCAUGAAAAUGCUUUGGAAAUUGACGGAUAAUAUCAAGUACGAGGACUGCGAGGACCGUCACGACGGCACCAGCAACGGGACGGCACGGUUGCCCCAGCUGGGCACUGUAGGUCAAUCUCCCUACACGAGCGCCCCGCCGCUGUCCCACACCCCCAAUGCCGACUUCCAGCCCCCCUACUUUCCCCCACCCUACCAGCCUAUCUACCCCCAGUCGCAAGAUCCUUACUCCCACGUCAACGACCCCUACAGCCUGAACCCCCUGCACGCCCAGCCGCAGCCGCAGCACCCGGGCUGGCCCGGCCAGAGGCAGAGCCAGGAGUCUGGGCUCCUGCACACGCACCGGGGGCUGCCCCACCAGCUGUCGGGCCUGGAUCCUCGCAGGGACUACCGGCGGCACGAGGACCUCCUGCACGGCCCACACGGGCUCGGCUCAGGACUCGGAGACCUCCCGAUCCACUCCUUACCUCACGCCAUCGAGGACGUGCCGCAUGUAGAAGACCCGGGUAUUAACAUCCCAGAUCAAACUGUAAUUAAGAAAGGCCCCGUGUCCCUGUCCAAGUCCAACAGCAACGCCGUCUCCGCCAUCCCUAUUAACAAGGACAACCUCUUCGGCGGCGUGGUGAACCCCAACGAAGUCUUCUGUUCAGUUCCGGGUCGUCUCUCGCUCCUCAGCUCCACCUCGAAGUACAAGGUCACGGUGGCGGAAGUGCAGCGGCGCCUCUCACCGCCCGAGUGUCUCAACGCGUCGCUGCUGGGCGGAGUGCUUCGGAGGGCGAAGUCUAAAAAUGGAGGAAGAUCUUUAAGAGAAAAACUGGACAAAAUAGGAUUAAAUCUACCAGCAGGGAGACGUAAAGCUGCCAACGUUACCCUGCUCACAUCACUAGUGGAGGGAGAAGCCGUCCACCUAGCCAGGGACUUUGGGUACGUGUGUGAAACUGAAUUUCCUGCCAAAGCAGUAGCUGAAUUUCUCAACCGACAACAUUCCGAUCCCAAUGAGCAAGUGACAAGAAAAAACAUGCUCCUGGCUACAAAACAGAUAUGCAAAGAGUUCACCGACCUGCUGGCUCAGGACCGAUCUCCCCUGGGGAACUCGCGGCCCAACCCCAUCCUGGAGCCCGGUAUCCAGAGCUGCUUGACCCACUUCAACCUCAUCUCCCACGGCUUCGGCAGCCCGGCGGUGUGCGCCGCGGUCACGGCCCUGCAGAACUAUCUCACUGAGGCCCUCAAGGCCAUGGACAAAAUGUACCUCAGCAACAACCCCAACAGCCACACAGACAACAGCGCCAAAAGCAGUGACAAAGAAGAGAAACACAGAAAGUGAGGCUCUGCUCCCGCCCCGCCCCCUCCUGCGCCUCACCAGCCCCAGUGCACCCACCCACUCGGUCCUCCCCCAUCGCCACCGCCCAGCAGGUGACAGCUCCCGGAUCAGCACCCCUUACUGCUGCUGCUACUGCUGCUGCUGCUGCCGCUGCCGCCGCUGCCCUUCAGUCCCCCUGAGUCUUCGGGACUGCUCUCUUGAUGGUCAGUGGGGCAGCUGCUGCCGACUCAGCCCCCCGCCUCAACUUCCCCAUCAGCCCCAGCAUCCCUUUGCUCUCAUGUGGAGCCUAAGAGAACAGAACAGGCCGUGAAGCCAGCAAAGAGAAGUUCUGUCGAGUUUUUGAACCUUUUUUUUUUUUAAAAAAGCAAAACAAAACACAACAGCAAAUCA